Messenger RNA from Oncorhynchus mykiss (rainbow trout), 4037 nucleotides. RefSeq names its product cadherin-like protein 26. Gene Ontology annotation, cellular component: plasma membrane; adherens junction; catenin complex. Gene Ontology annotation, biological process: calcium-dependent cell-cell adhesion; cell migration; cell-cell adhesion mediated by cadherin. Gene Ontology annotation, molecular function: beta-catenin binding; calcium ion binding; cadherin binding. NCBI's taxonomy places the organism in Eukaryota, Metazoa, Chordata, Actinopteri, Salmoniformes, Salmonidae. The record is from RefSeq and is a predicted model, not a curated record.
AAGCUGAGUUGUUGACAUUCACCCAGAGGAUAUCAAGCGGAACGGUCCAAAAUGGGGAAGUUGUCCUUGCUUCAGCUGAUAGUCUCAAUCAUGGUUGCAUUAGCACUGGCACACGAUACUGGCAACUACACAAUGAACAAGCGGGAAAAGCGGGAGCUGCUUGUGCGUUCCAAAAGAAGGUGGGUCCUGUCCACCAUUGAGCUAGUGGAGGAGGACCCUGGACCUUUUCCCAAGAUAGCCACACAGAUGUUCAACGAUAGAACACCAAUGCUCAUAAACAACUACCAGUUCCGUAUUAGUGGAACCGGAGUGACCGAGGAACCGAUGGGCGUGUUCUCCAUCGGCGAAACAGACGGAGUGGUUUCUGUACACAAGCCCAUCGACAGGGAGACAUACCCCUUCUUUCACAUUAAUUUUGACAUCAUGGACAAGGAGACUGGUAAUCCCGUGGACAGGACUCUGGGGUUCGACGUGGCGAUUAAGGACAUCAAUGACAAUGAGCCUUACUUUGAGAACCUUGUCACGAAAGCCAGUGUGAAAGAAAGUUUACCAGAGGGCUAUCUGCCAGUGCCUCUGAUAGUCAAGGACAGGGAUGAGGCGAACACAGAGAACUCCGCCAUCAGUUUAAGGGUGUUGUCUCAGGAGCCAGCUGAGCCCCAGAUCAAAUUGAAGCAGGUGGAGGGCACCAAGAUGAGCCAGCUCACCUUCACCGGCUGCUUCGACUACGACAAAGUAAAGAUGUAUAAAGUGACUGUUGAAGCCAAGGAUCAUGGGAAACCAGCCCUGUCCUCAACUGCAGUGGUCAACCUUCACAUAAUGGACUCCAACACUCACCAGCCAGUGUUCAAAAACAAGACUUACAAUACUCAGGUUAUGGAGAUGGAGUCCAAUCGGGAGAUACUCCGAGUGGCUGUGACUGACGCAGACACCCCCAACACCCCCGCAUGGCGGGCUGUUUACUCCAUUGUGAAGGGGAACGAGGAAGGGAACUAUAAGAUUGAGACCGACCCCAAGACCAACGAGGGUAUACUGACUGUCAUCAAGGGGAAGGAUUUUGAGAAGACGACGGUGACCAACGUGGAGAUCGCCGUGGAGAACGAGGAGCCUCUGUUUGUGUGUGGCUCAGGAGGGCCCAACUCCCCUAAAACCCUGACCGCGCUCCCCCAAAGAGUGAACGUGGCGGUGAAGGUGAUUGACGUGAACGACCCCCCGGAGUUUGACAAAAAGGUGGUAGACGUGUACGUGAAGGAGGAGGAGGUGACAGGGAAGGUGCUGUACACGCCCAAGGUCACUGACGUAGACUCAGAUGUGGGAAAAAUCAGGUAUGAGUUAGUUGAGGACCCAGCAGGCUGGGUCACCAUAGAUAACAAGACAGGAGCGGUUACCACAGUGAAGAAGAUGGACCGGGAGUCACCUCACGUCAACAAAGACAACAUAUACACUAUCCUAAUCCAUGCCAUAGAUGACGGCAAACCUCCUGCCACAGCUACAGGUACCAUUCUGGUUCACCUGGGGGAUAUCAAUGAUAACAUACCCUCUUUGGUGGAGAAGGAGUUGGUCAUGUGUGGUAACAAAGUGAUUGUGCCAGUAGAAGACAAGGACAAACCUCCCUUUGGAUGCCCCUGUUCCUUCUCCCUGGGAGUGGACAAUGGAGACAAAACACUGAAGAGCCACUGGAAACUGGACCCUGCCAAUGGUAUGGAGGCGGGUCUGGUCAGUCUGAAGACCCUGCCGUACGGUAACUACACGGUGCCUCUGGUGAUCCUCGACCAGCAAAGCCAGGAGGCACAUGACAUUGUCCAGGUGAUAGUGUGUGACUGUGGGAAAGGAGACAAGUGUAGGGCCUCUCUCCCCCGGAGCUCCAGCCUGGGCCCUGCCGCUAUAGGACUACUGCUGGCUGGACUGCUGCUCCUCUUACUGCUACUGCUUUUCCUCCUGCUGUGUGAGUGUGGUGGUAAGACGUUCACACACCUCCCCCUCAACCUGCAAGAAGAGGGCAACCAGACUCUCAUCAAAUACAAUGAGGAGGCAGGGGGCAGUGCAUGCAAGGGUGAGCCCAUGUUGAUCCUGACCCCCACCACUCCUAACAGGGAAGUGAUAGAUGGAAUGAAGCAGGCCACCCCAGGCAUACCGUUUACUCAGAAGACUAAUGAGAUGACCCAAGAGACCAAUGAGAUGUACAGAACCACAGGGAGGACCAUUGUCACCCAGGUGUCCUCGUCAGGAGAGGGAGGGUUCUCAGGAGGGGGAACAUUCCAGAGAAUGGGCGAGGCCAACGGAACUCUGAGAAGCCAGGGUGGGCGGGGCAUGUACCAGACUACAAGCAGGAACAAUACCAUGAGGAGUAACUCUUCGAGGUAUUCCCGUUCCUUCGGCUUGCUGUCAAACCAGCACAUCUCAGAGCACAUAGACCGGAAGCUGCAUAUGAUUGGAGACGAGGUGGACUACCAACCCUACGGGUAUGGCUACGAGGGGACAGGCAGCAAGUGUCAGUCACUGGACGAGCUGUCGCUAAACAAUCUAGAUGACAACCUGGAGUUCCUGGGGGACCUGGGGUCAAAGUUCAACACCUUGGGGGGCAUCUGUCGGAAGGACAUGCAGGAGAGGAACAUCAGGCUGUAGACACGCACACACAUGAACACAAACACAAACACAAACACACACAACUGGCUGGACUGGGACUGGAGAUGGUUCUAACGGAACUGCUCUACGACACUGAUAGGGUGAGAGCCAUCAGCUGGAGAAGAGGACACAGUUACACCAAACAUCGUCCAUUGAGAUUCUGGAUCAUGCUUUGUGUCAUAUAUGACAGAGGGAAAAAAAUACCGACCAAAACCAAGCUGGAUUGGCUUUUACCCACACAAGGAGGAACUGGGAGAGACACUUUGAUGUUUUGGAUGUCUGAAGACACAAUGAAUCACUGCACUGAAUAAACCACAUCAUGCUCGGAUGAAUUUAUGUUUUGACAGGGCCGAGGUGUGUUUGUAUGGUGAUUGUUUUGCAGUGGUGUAAAGUAAGUACUUGAGCAUAAAUACUUUAUAGUACUUUACUAUUUAUAUUUUUGACAACUUUUAUUUUUACUCUAAUACAUUACUAAAGAAAAUAACUCAUUACAUUUUGUACGCAUUACAUUUUGAAUGCUUGGCAGGACAGGAACAUUUUCCAAUUCACACAAUUGUCAAGAGAACAUCCCUGGUCAUCGAUAGGGCCUUUAAUCUGGCAACCUCACUAAACACAAAUGCUUUGUUUGUAAAUAAUGUCUGAGUGUUGGAGUGUACCCCUGGCUAUCCGUACAUUUUACUGGGUGACUUUCACGUUUACUUGAGUACUUUUUUAUUAAGGUAUCUUUACUUUUGCUCAAGUAUUACAAUUGGGUACUUUUCCACCACUGUUGUUUAGUUGUUUAAUGUGUUUUUUUAUCAUCACGCUUCACAGUACUUUUCAGCAGCAGCUUAUCACCUCUUGAUCUACGAGCUAUGCCAGAAUGGGAUAACUUCGAUGCCAACACUUGAAUGGAAACGUCAACAUCACCUCUGUGGGAGUUUUACUAUUGUGCGAAUGAUAAUUCAUAACCUCUCUCUGUUUAGGAUAAUGAUUUACACAUGUUGCUUUCAACUAAUUUCUUGACCUCGAUGCAGUAGAAUCCAACACGAUAUCUGGUGGUAUAGAAUUGGGACACAGCAGAUUCAGGAGAACAAUUGAUAGCUAUUUUGGAAUCAUCACCUAUCUGCAGAAAAGUGACAAUGCCUAACCAUGGCUAAUCUGAGAGCCUGGAACCAGUGUGUGCCCUGCCCUCACCAAACCUUUAAGAGCAAUCAAAGCUGAGCUGUUGUGUAUCCUAAACAUAGCGUAAAGGUUCACUGUAUAAUACUAGACUUGGUUUCCUUCACUUUUGCGCACUGGUCUUUUUUUUCUUCUCUUUGCUUCUCUUUUACUCCCUGCUAACGUCCACUAUGCCACUUUUGUAUCAAUAGUCAAUAUAUCAAAAUGUUUUUGUUUAUAUUUCAAAUUUGAUUAAAGUAUGCGCGUCAUGGAAA